UUCGUUUUCCCCUGACGGUCGUGAACGCAUCACUCCAAGCGACGGAAUCAGGGGGGUUUCGAACAAGGACGAUGACAACAAACCGUAACGUCGAAUCAAAAUAAUGUUUUUGAGGCAGACUGUUUACAUGUCCGAGCCAGAAAGGCUCGUAUUUUAGAUGCACGUGAGAAAGUCGCGUUUUGGUUAAAAUUCUGAGCUUAUUUACCAAGGACUGCUAGCGGCUAAAUUAGCUGACUAGCUUCAGAACGUUUUUGCUAGCUAUGUGGAACAUUGGCGGCAUCAAACUCGGCUUUGUGGCUGUCAAUGUCACACGUAUGGCUGACACUAAGGAAAUGGUUUGAGGAGAAGAAGACCAGAAUCGAGAACCAUGGAGGCUCGUUUUGGCAACAUCGUCUUCAGCUCCAAGUUCGAUUCGGGGAACCUGGCCCGAGUGGAAAAAGUGGAGAAGGGCAACCUAAGCCCCGCCUCGGACACGGCCUCCAGCGGAAGCUCCUCCUCGGGGUCGCACCUCGCCCCCGACUACGAGUUCAACGUGUGGACGCAGCCAGACUGCGCCGGCACCGAGCACGAGAACGGAAACAGGUCGUGGUUUUACUUCAGUGUGAAGGGAGCAGCUCCUGGAAAGCUACUGAAGAUCAAUGUGAGGAACAUGAACAACCAGAGGAAGCUCUACAGCCAGGGCAUGGCUCCUCUUGUCCGCACAUUACCUGGGAAAAACCGUUGGGAAAGAAUUCGAGACAGACCCACAACAGAGAUCGCAGACAACCAGUUUGUGCUUUCGUUCACUCACCGGCUCUCGGAGGCGCGAGGAGCCACCACCUUCUUCUCCUUCUGCUACCCUUACUCUUACACCGAGUGUCAGGAGAUGCUGCAGCAGCUCGACGAGAGUCACCCCAACGCUGCUCAGCUCAGUCCCAGCAGUGCAGCCAGCGCGGUUUACUACCACAGGGAGCUGCUGUGCCGCUCUCUCGAUGGCAACAGGGUGGACCUUCUCACUGUGACCAACUGCAGCAGGAUGCAGGAGGAAAGAGAAGCCCGUCUCCCCAAACUGUUUCCUGACACCAACACUCCCAGACCACACCGCUUCGCCGGCAAGAGGGUUUUCUUCCUCACCAGCCGGGUGCACCCCGGGGAAACGCCGUCCUCCUUUGUUUUUAACGGUUUCCUCAACUUCAUCCUGAGACGAGACGACCCGCGUGCACACGUGCUGCGCAGCAUGUUUGUGUUCAAGCUCAUCCCCAUGCUCAACCCGGACGGGGUCGUCCGUGGACACUACAGAACGGAUUCCAGAGGCGUGAACUUGAACCGACAGUACUUGAACCCGAGCCCCGAGCUGCACCCCUCUAUCUACGCGGCCAAAGCCCUGCUGCUCUACCACCACACGCACAACCGCGUGCGCGCCAACGGCAGCACGCACUCUCAGGCUCCCCUGAAACCCACCAACCUGCACCAAACCCCGCCCCUCACCGCUCUGGAAGUCAGCUUGAACCAGCGGAACGCGGAGAAGGACGCCGCCCUGGCGCAGCCGGUGGUUUCCAUGGUGACGGAGGAGAAUAGCUGGACCCCAGCGGAGGUGGUGAAAGGAGAGCACGACGCGGAGUCGGCGGAUGUUGUGGUGCCGCAGGUGGAGGAACCGGAAUCGAUACCUCCCCGGGAAGGGGGCGUGGCUUAUUAUGUGGACUUGCACGGCCACGCCUCAAAGCGGGGGUGCUUCAUGUAUGGAAACAGCCUUCCGGAUGAGAGCCAGCAGGUGGAGAACAUGCUCUACCCCCGACUGAUCGCUGUCAACUCCGCCCACUUUGAUUUCCUGGGCUGCAACUUCUCGGAGAAGAACAUGUACGCGCGGGACAAGAGGGACGGCCAGUCUAAGGAAGGCAGCGGCCGUGUGGCCAUUCACAAAGCCAUCGGGCUGCUUCACAGUUAUACGUUAGAGUGCAACUACAACACAGGAAAAACCAUGAACACAAUUCCACCUGCCUGCCACGACAGCGGACGAGCAACGCCUCCUCCACCCUCGUCGUUUCCUCCAAAGUACACUCCAGAAAUAUUCGAGCAGGUGGGGCGUGCCGUGGCCGUCGCGGCUCUGGACAUGGCAGAAUGUAACCCUUGGCCUCGGCUUGUGCUGUCGGAGCACACCUGCCUAACAAAUCUCCGCGCCUGGCUCCUCAAGCACGUCCGCAACACCAAAGGCCCGAACGUGCACGUUCACGCUCCCCCAAAAGUCCUCAACAACGCCAUGAAGGCGUCUCCACCCAAAAACUUCAACAUCUGUCUGUCCGGAUCGACGUCGGAGAAUGCGCUCAGCCGCACCCACUGCAACAGCAGCCAGACGCCCUCCCCGAAAAUGCAGAACUCUCCCAGCUUCACCUUUGGCUACUCCGCACCGCGAGGGCAGCACAACGGCACGCACGCCGGCGCCCGUGGAGGCAAGGCGCACGGGCCCGCCAAAGACUCUAAGGCUCAGGAGAAAAGACGCCCCGCCCACCUCCGCUCCAUCCUCCGGUGUCCCACCAACAGCCACGCCCCCUCCUGCCCCCGAGCGUCUCCCCCGUCCUCCUCCUCGUCCUCGUCUUCCUCCACGUGCGCAGCAGGUUCCUGCCCCCUCCCCGCCUCCGUCAGCAUGACAGGCCUCAGCUGUCCAGAUUUCAAAGCCGGAGAACCCGCCGACUGGUCCAGAAUCCCGUUCCCCGUGUGUUCUAGGCGUGCGGGUCGAGCUCCUGCCAACCCCCGUCAGCCCGCAGAGACUUUUAAAGAGCUGGGGGCGGCACACAUCCUCUCAUCCAUCAAGUUUCGAAAGUUUGAGCUGCAGCCGAACGCCAGCCGCAUCCCCGUCCGGAGGGCGGGGUCUAUGGACACCCCGCCCCUGCGUGGCACAAAGACCUCCUCGGAAAGUGAAGUUCUGACCGGUAUGAAGGUGUGGAAGCUGUUACGACCCGGGCUGCACAAACACCUCUCAGGUUUAUCUGAGAAAGAGCGGCCCGUGCAGCUCGCCGCGGCGUCCCUGAACACCUCCGACGGCAGUCUCCACUACGGAGCAGAAACUAUUCUAAAGACUUCUCCACCGGGAGAAGCAGCUCUGCAGCAGGCCGAGGGAACUGAAGCCGUGCCGGAAGCUGUGAACAUGUGUGAAACGUUGACCCUGUGUGGAGAAGCCUGCUGAGGGUCACGCACACAUUCUCAAACCGACCGAGUAGGAAAAACAUGUUUUUAUGUGCAAUAUCAAAAUGUUACUUUUACUGAAACACUAAGAGAGUUUUGACUGAAGGAGAUGAGGGUUAAGUGCCUUUCCUCACUGCCUAACAGUGGGGAGGACGGCACAAACUUUACAUCUGUAAACUUUGUUUUGGUCUCUGCUGCCCCUCAGUACUGAUAUCAAUGUUUAUGCACUGAAGUCUUUUUAUUCACUUUUUUUAUUUUGACAGCAGAGGCUUUAUAUUUUAACUUUUUCUCACUUAUUUUUAUUGGAAAGCUGGAGUUGUAGCAGUUUUUAUAUACAUAUAUUUAAACUUCAUUUUAAAAAGUUCUCAAUAUCAGAUUCAUGUGAUUGUUUGUGCUUGUUCACAUAUCCAAAUACAUUUACAAGUCAAAAUUGUGGAUUAACUGGUGAAACAAAUAACCAACAAGUGGAUCAAUUACAUUUCUACUGAUAGUUUUUGAUAAUGUAAUGGGGAAAGAAGCACUGGAAUCCAAAGUUGGGCAUUUGUCUAGUAUCCUCACCUUUUCUGACACUCUUUAUUUUGACUGUUUUAUUUAACCAGACUGUUAUAUUAAGACUGAUGACUGUACUGUGUUGGAAAAUAUAACUUUGAAUAAUAAAAAUAUAUCAACUCAGAA
Molecule: messenger RNA, 3834 nt
Organism: Oryzias melastigma (Indian medaka)
Lineage: Eukaryota; Metazoa; Chordata; Actinopteri; Beloniformes; Adrianichthyidae
Gene: agbl5
Product: ATP/GTP binding protein-like 5
Exons: 17
Coding region: 368-3160 (930 amino acids)
Biological process (GO): protein deglutamylation; proteolysis
Molecular function (GO): metallocarboxypeptidase activity; zinc ion binding
Source: RefSeq, a predicted model, not a curated record